UUCCUCUUCCACCUACAUCCUUUUCUUCUUUAUUUCUCCAACCAAGGUUAAGGUGCUUUUGUUAGAUCAGUAGAUCGAGGUAGCAGCCUCUCGGUUAGGGAGCUUUUGGCACGGGACUCGCAUGCUCGUUUACCAGAGAAGAAAGAUGAGUCAAGGAGACAAUACUUCUACUCCUCCUCCUACUGAUGACGUGAAUGCCCGAAUGGACAUAAUGCAAAAGGCCAUUACGGAUAUGAGUUCCAUCUUUAGGGAUUAUCUUCAACAUCAGAACAACAAUAAUGCCCCACAAAACACUAGUGGCAAUUCACAGCAAACAGUGGACUCUAGAGAAGGAAAUGAGCAGUUGACAUUGGUGAAGCAAUUUCAGAACAUGAACCCGCCUAGCUUCAAGGGAGUUCCUGAUCCCGAUGUGGCUGAGUCUUGGGUUAAUAAAUUAGAAAAGAUGUUCAAGCUCCUGAAAUGUACUGACGGGCAAAAAGUGGAGCUAGCAGUGUUCACAUUAGAAGGUGAAGCUGAUGAUUGGUGGACAGCUGCUCAAGAUGGGUUUUCUAAGAGAGGAAAGGAGGUUACAUGGGACAAGUUUGUUCAAGCCUUUUAUCGAAAAUAUUUUUCUGCAGCUGUGUUGGAAAGAAAGGAACUGGAGUUCAUGAAUUUGAAGCAAGAUGACAUGACAGUUGAUGAGUAUCAAGCUAAAUUCAGUUCUCUUAUGAAGCUUGCUCCUCACCUUGUUAAUGAUGAAGUUAGGAAGGCACGGAAGUUUCAAAGAGGGUUGAAAGCUUUCAUUAGGAACAAGGUGGUUCCUCAAAUGCUAAAGACUUAUGAUGAGGUCUUGGCCACAGCUCAAAUAAUUGAGCAAGAUAUGGAGGAGCAAAAAAUGGAGACUCAUGACUCAAAAGGCAAGGGAAAGGCUAUCAACAACCAGCCUUUCAACAAGAAGCCUGAACAAAGGGGAAAAAGGAAGAUCCCCAAAAACAACAGACCAAGUUUUGAUUUUUGUAAGAGGUACGGUAAGAACCAUGGGGGAAAAGAAUGUUAUUGGCAGACUGGGGCAUGUUUCAAGUGUGGGAAGACUGGCCACUUGAUCAAGGAUUGCCCGGUUCUCAAGGGAGCAAGUCAGCAGCCAAAGGAUCAAGAUAAUAAGAAGCCUAGGGUUCAAGAAAGAGUUUUGGCCAUCACAGAACAACAAGUUCAAAACACUCCUACAAUUAUAAAAGGUAAAAUACCUAUCUCUUUCGGGAAUGCCCAUGUGUUGAUUGACUCUAGAUCUACCCACUCAUUUGUGUCACCUAAGUAUGUGCCAUUUUUGCAUGUGGAGCCUGAGACCCUUGAUUGUGUGCUUGUGGUGAAUACUCCUUCUAAGGAGGUUUUAACAUCAAAAACUAUUUAUAGAUCUUGUAGAGUUAUGGUAGAGGGUAAAGUUUUGGUUGCUGAUCUGAUUUUGUUAGGCAUAGUGGAAUUUGAUGUCAUACUUGGUAUGGAUUGGUUGUCUACCCAUUAUGCCAUGGUUGAUUGUUAUGAGAAGGUGGUUACUUUUUCCGCUCCUAACCAGCCUGUGAUUCGGUUUGAAGGAGAAAAAGUUGGAUCAUUUCCAUUACUUGUUUCUUGCAUGCAAGCUGAUAAAAUGUUGCAGCAUGAGUGUUAUGGAUAUCUGGCAUAUGUUUUUGAAUCUAAAGACAAGCCGAUGUCUGUAGAAGGAAUUUGGGUAGUGGAAGACUUUCCUGAUGUUUUCCCUAAGGAGUUGCCUGGGCUACCUCCAAAUAGGGAGAUUGAGUUUACUAUAAACCUUGUGCUUGGUACUGCACCAAUAUCCCAGCACCCUUAUAGAAUGGCCCUAGCAGAAUUAAUUGAAUUGAAAAAGCAGUUGCAAGAGCUUCUUGAUAAGGGGUUCAUUAGACUCAGUACUUCUCCCUGGGGUGCUCCGGUUCGUUUUGUGAAAAAGAAAGAUGGCUCACUUAGAUUGUGCAUUGACUAUAGACGGUUGAAUCAAGUCACCGUCAAGAAUAAAUAUCCCUUGCCAAGGAUUGAUGAUUUGUUUGAUCAGUUACAAGGGGCUCGUGUCUUUUCCAAAAUUGAUCUUAGAUCGGGUUAUUAUCAACUAAAGGUUAAACCCGAGGAUGUGAUGAAGACUGCUUUUAGGAGCAGAUAUGGGCACUACGAGUUCUUGAUAAUGCCGUUUGGUUUAACUAAUGCCCCUACAGCUUUUAUGGAUCUUAUGAAUAGGAUCUUUCAAUUGUACUUAGAUAAGUUUGUCAUUGUCUUCAUUGAUGACAUUCUUAUCUUUUCUCCUGAUGAAGAGAGCCACAAGGAGCAUCUGGCCAUUGUAUUGCAGAUUUUGCGAGAAAAGAAGUUAUAUGCCAAGUUUGAUAAGUGUGACUUUUGGCUGAAUCAGAUUAGCUUUCUGGGUCAUAUUGUCUCGAAAGACGGUAUAUCAAUUGAUCCUAGUAAAGUGGAAGCAGUUGUAAAGUGGGAAAGGCCGACUAGUGUCACCGAAGUGCGGAGUUUUCUUGGACUAGCAAGAUAUUAUAGAAGGUUUGUGGAGGGAUAUUCAAAGAUUUCUGGUCCGUUAACACAACUUACUCGUAAGAAUCAGAAGUUUAAAUGGACAGAUAAAUGUGAGCAAAGCUGUCAAGAGUUGAAGAACAGAUUGGUCACAGCACCAAUUCUUGCUAUUCCCAACAAUGGAGGAAACUUUAUGGUAUAUACCGAUGCUUCUCACAAAGGCUUGGGUUGUGUACUUAUGCAACAUAGACGGGUGAUAGCUUAUGGGUCUAGACAACUCAAGACACAUGAGAGGAAUUACCCUACAUAUGAUUUAGAACUUGCUGCCAUAAUUUUUGCACUUAAGUUGUGGAGGCACUAUUUGUAUGGAGAAGAGUUUGAGGUGCACACUGAUCACCAAAGCUUGAAAUAUUUAUUUUCACAAAAAGAGCUUAACUUGAGACAAAGAAGAUGGAUGGAGUAUCUGAAUGACUAUAGAUGCAAAAUUGUCUAUCAACCUAGAAAGGGAAAUGUGGUUGCAAAUGCACUUAGCAGAAAAUCAACUGGCACUUUAGCAAGCUUAAUGGUGAUGGAGUGGAAACUCCUAGAAGAAUUCAAGAAUUUGAAUGUCAGGUUUUUGCCACCAAAGUCUGAUGUACUAGUGUCUAGUCUGAUGGUUCAACCUACGCUGUUGUCAAAGAUCAAGGAAGCACAACAGAAAGAUUCAAGAUUGAUGGAGUGGAUGAAGGACAAUGAAAAAAGCUCUAAAAUGGGUCUUCAUAUUUCGGAUGAUGGAAUCAUAAGACUUGGAGAUAGGAUUUGUGUUCCAUAUAAUGAAGGGUUGAGGAUGGAAUUGCUCCAAGAAGCACACAAGUCCAAUUAUACCAUUCAUCCUAGGAGUACCAAAAUGUAUCAUGACUUGAAAGAGACAUUCUGGUGGAAAAGCAUGAAGAAGGAUGUGGCUAAAUAUGUGUCCAAAUGCUUGACUUGUCAAGUGGUAAAAGCAGAGCACCAAAAGCUAGGAGGGCAACUUCAACCUUUGCCUAUACCGGAGUGGAAAUGGGAAGCCAUCUCAAUGGACUUCAUUGUGGGAUUGCCGAAGACGAGAAGGCAAUUUGAUGCAAUUUGGGAGAUUGUUAAACUCCAUGGGGUCCCAGUGAGCAUUGUAUCAGAUAGAGAUCCAAGGUUUAUUGCAAGAUUUUGGAGAUCUUUUCAGAAAGCCAUGGGAACUCAGUUGAAAUUAAGCAUAGCAUACCACCCACAAACCGAUGGGCAGUCUGAGAGGACUAUUCAAGUACUCGAAGACAUGCUAAGAGCUUGUGCAUUAGAUUUGCCUGAGAGUUGGGAUGAUCAUUUUCCAUUGGCAGAGUUUGCUUAUAAUAAUAGCUAUCAUUCCAAUAUGAAAAUGGCACCUUAUGAGGCUCUUUAUGGCAGGAGAUGUAGAACUCCAAUUUGUUGGGCAGAAGUUGGUUAUGGAAGGGUAAUGGGGCCUGAUUUUGUGCAGCAAACAACAGAAAAGGUGAAAUUAAUUCAGCAAAGGCUUAAAGUGGCUCAAGACAGACAAAAGAGUUAUGCAGACAAUAGAAGGAGACCUCUGGAAUUUGAAGUUGGAGAUCAUGUAUUUUUGAAGGUGUCACCAACUAAGGGAGUGUAUCGAUUUGGUUUGAAAGGAAAACUCAAUCCGAGGUACAUUGGCCCGUUUGAGAUUCUUGAAAGGGUAGGUGAAGUGGCUUAUAGAAUUGCAUUGCCUCCAGAAUUGUCAAAUGUGCAUAAUGUAUUUCAUGUGUCGGUUUUGAGGAAGUAUAAGCCAGAUCCUUCACAUGUCAUAAACUAUGAACCAUUAGAGUUGAAGGAAGAUUUGAGUUACACCGAACAGCCAACACAGAUUUUGGAUAGGAAAGAAAAAGUUUUGAGAAACAAGACUGUAUCCUUAGUGAAAGUGUUGUGGCGGCAUCAUUCUGAGAAUGAAGCUACAUGAGAACUUGAAAGUCAGAUGAGGGGGCAGUAUCCAAAUCUAUUUUGGUAAGCUAAAUGAUUUGGUGGGCCAAAUCCUUUUAAGGUGGGGAGGAUGUAACACCCCACAUACCUUAGUGAAUAAUUUAAAAAUUAGUGUCCUUUAGUUUAUAGUUUUAGGGAUUAAAUUGAUUGAAUUUAAAGUUUGGGGAUUUUAAGAAUUAUAAGUAAAUUGUACUAUUUACGAAAUACUGUUCAUGAUUACUGUUCACAAUUACUGUUCACGAUUACUGUUUAUGAUUACUGUUCACGCAUUAUGCUUUGAUCUCUUUCAAUAGAAAGUCCUAAUAUUAUUUUGGACAUAUUAUGAAUUUGUUUGACAUGCGUAUGUGUUUGUGGUUAUGGAGUAAGUGGACCUAAACUUAAAGCUUGGGGUAUUCAGUGGACCCUUCGGGGUAUUUAGUGGACUUC
Molecule: messenger RNA, 4902 nt
Organism: Rubroshorea leprosula
Lineage: Eukaryota; Viridiplantae; Streptophyta; Magnoliopsida; Malvales; Dipterocarpaceae
Source: the annotation of a GenBank genome assembly